AUGGCGGCGACCUUAGGGCCCGGCGGCUCUGCGCGGAACGACGUCGUGGAGAGGCUGCCGUCCAUCCUGGCAGGAGUCCCGGCGCGGAGGGCUCAGAGCUCCCCGCCACCGGCCCCGUCUCUCUGCCUCCGGCGGCGGACGCGCCUCUCAGCGGCGCCCGAGGACACCGUGCAGCACCGGGUUUCCCUCGAGAAGGUGCUUGGCAUCACAGCCCAGAACAGCAGUGGCAUUACAUGUGACCCUGGCACGGGCCACCUGGCCUACCUGGCAGGCUGUGUGGUGGUGAUUUUGGACCCCAAGGAGAACAAACAGCAGCACAUUUUAAAUACUGCCAGGAAGUCCCUGAGUGCUCUGGCCUUCUCCCCCGAUGGCAAGUACAUAGUAACAGGAGAGAACGGUCACAGACCUGCCGUGCGCAUCUGGGAUGUGGAUGAGAAGAAUCAAGUGGCAGAGAUGCUGGGCCACAAGUAUGGUGUGGCCUGUGUGGCCUUCUCCCCCAAUAUGAAGCACAUCGUGUCCAUGGGCUACCAGCAUGACAUGGUCCUCAAUGUCUGGGACUGGAAGAAAGACAUCGUGGUAGCCUCCAACAAGGUGUCAUGCAGGGUCAUCGCCCUCUCCUUCUCUGAAGACAGCAGCUAUUUCGUCACUGUGGGAAACCGGCAUGUGAAGUUCUGGUUCCUGGAAGUCUCCACGGAAACAAAAGUGACAGGCACAGUGCCCCUCAUAGGACGUUCUGGCAUCCUGGGGGAACUGCACAACAAUGUCUUCUGUGGUGUGGCCUGCGGCCGGGGCCAGACAGCAGGCAGCACUUUCUGUGUAUCCUACUCGGGCCUCCUGUGCCAAUUCAACGAGAAGAGAGUGCUGGAGAAGUGGAUCAACCUGAAGGUCUCCCUGUCUUCCUGCCUCUGUGUCAGCCAAGAACUCAUCUUCUGUGGCUGCACAGAUGGGAUAGUCCGCGUCUUCCAGGCUCACAACCUGCACUACCUCACCAACCUGCCCAAGCCACACUACCUCGGGGUGGAUGUGGCCCAGGGCCUGGAACCCAGGAAGGCUGAUGCGGUCUACCCAGAUACUGUGGCGAUGACCUUCGACCCCCUUCACGAGCAGCUGUCCUGCGUUUACAAGGACCACAGCAUCUACGUCUGGGAUGUCAAAGACAUCAACAAUGUGGACAGGUUGUGGUCAGAGCUCUUCCAUAGUUCCUAUGUCUGGAACGUGGAGGUGUAUCCUGAGUUUGAAGACCAGAGAGCUUGUCUGCCAUCCGGAUCAUUUCUGACUUGUUCCUCAGACAACACCAUACGCUUCUGGAACAUGGGAAGCAGACCUGACUCUCACUGGCAACAAAACAUUUUCAGUAAUACCCUGCUGAAGGUCGUGUAUAUAGAGAAUGACAUCCAACACCUGCAGGACCUGUCACACUUCCCAGACCGGGGCAGCGAGAGUGCCACACCCAUGGAGGUGAAAGCUGGGGUGCGAGUCAUGCAGGUCAGUCCUGACGGCCAGCACUUGGCUUCAGGCGACCGAAGUGGAAAUCUGAGGAUCCAUGAGCUGCACUUCAUGGACAAGCUGAUCAAGGUGGAGGCCCAUGAUGCUGAGAUUCUGUGCCUGGAGUACUCCAAGCCUGAGACAGGACUGACCUUGCUGGCCUCAGCCAGUCGAGACCGACUGAUCCACGUGCUGAACGUGGAGAAGAACUACAACCUGGAGCAGACCCUGGAUGACCACUCGUCCUCCAUCACCGCCAUCAAGUUUGCUGGCACCAGAGACAUCCAGAUGAUCAGCUGUGGGGCCGACAAGAGCAUUUACUUCCGAAGUGCCCAGAGGUCCUCAGAUGGUCUGCACUUUGUGCGCACCCACCACGUGGCCGAGAAGACCACCUUGUAUGACAUGGACAUUGACAUCACACAGAAGUACGUGGCUGUGGCCUGCCAGGACCGCAAUGUGAGGGUCUACAACACCGUGAAUGGGAAGCAAAAGAAGUGCUAUAAGGGUUCCCAAGGUGAUGAUGGGUCCCUGCUGAAGGUCCACAUUGACCCCUCAGGCACCUUCUUGGCCACAAGCUGCUCGGACAAAAGCAUCUCAGUGAUUGACUUUUACUCGGGCGAGUGUGUUGCAAAGAUGUUUGGCCAUUCAGAAAUCAUCACUGGCAUGAAGUUCACCUAUGACUGUCGUCACCUGAUCACAGUGUCCGGAGACAGCUGUGUGUUUGUCUGGCACCUGGGCCCGGAGAUCACCAACUGCAUGAAGCAGCACUUGCUGGAGAUCGACCAUCAGGAGCAGCAUCAGAGCACUAAGAACUGGAAGUGGAGCAGCCAGCCCAGGCAGGCGACCUUUGUGUCUGCGCCCAGCCCCAGCGAGAUUGGCUCCUUAAGCCCCGGAGAGCAGACAGAGGAUGAGCAGGAGGAAGAAUGUGAGCCCGAAGAAUCAUUGAAGACGCCCUUCAAAGAGAACUUGGACCCAGAUCCUCAGUGCCUGCUGACCAAUGGCAAGUUGCCACUCUGGGCCAAGCGGCUGCUAGGAGAUGAUGACGAAGUGGGAGAUGUCUCUGUCUUCCGCACGAAGCGAAGUUACCAGCCACAUGGCCGCUGGGCAGAGCGUGCUGACCAGAAGCCCCUUAAGACCAUCCUGGAUGCCCAGGACCUGGACUGCUACUUUACCCCCAUGAAGCCCGAGAACCUUGACGACUCCAUUCUGGACACAGUGGAGCCCAAGAACCUGGCAGGCCUCCUGUGUGAGUUCGAGAGCCCCCAGGAAGGAGGCCACAGAUGCACCUCCUUCCCGCCCCAAAAGGAGUUGUCUGAGGCCAGUGACAUCAGUUUCCCAAAGGAGGUGACAGUUUCAGCAGCAGGCAGUGAGUGCCACAAGGAGGCAGAAGGGAAACCCCGAGACCUGCGAGACGACUCAUACCUCAGGGCCUCCUCUGUGAACUUCAAGGACCAGAGCCUGCAUGAGGAUUCAGGGGAGUCAGAGAUCGAGCUGGAGAGUAACUUAGGAAGUAGCUCCACUAGCCUUCAUUUGUCCCCCCCACUGGUGGAACCGGACGCUCAGUUUCACACCACAGUGACUUCCACCCCAGGUACCACAGAAGAGCCCGCCCGGCCCGAGGUGCCAGGCCUGGCCAGCAGCUCCCUGCCCCAGACGCCGGAGCAGGAGAAGUUCCUCCGAAACCACUUCGAGACGCUCACUGACACCCUCCCCCAGGAGUCCUUCCAUGGAUCACUGCGAGAUGAGCACUGUGACGAGGACUUCUUCAACCCCCGCCUGAGCAUAUCUGCCCAGUUUCUCUCUCGCCUCCAGAAGACAUCCACGUUCUCCCACAUCUUUCCGAGAAGGCUGCCUCUCCAUCUUUUGGAGUCCCCAGAUGCCACACCCACAGCCCACAGCAGGAGCCAUCCCAGAGCUGAGCCCCUGCAAACAGGUACCAGCUACAACAGCCCUGACAGCAGCGACGUCCUCUCCUCAGUGCUGUCCAUAGAGAGGAAGCCUCUGUUACCCGCAGCCGUUCCUGCUUGCAGUGUGGCCCGGACUAUCCAUACCCCUUCCACCUGUUCUUCCAUGGAGGCCACUGCCAGCUUCUGUGUCAAGAUGUCACACAGCACAUCCCCAGAGGACAGAGAGGCCCCUGUGCUCCCUGAGUUGGCCCCCCAGGGUCCUUCAUCCUUGGAAGAACUGCUCCCUCACAGCCAGGAGUACCAGCCCCCUGCCACAGUAGCCCCUGACUCAGAUAGUGAUGGUCCAGAGCUGCCUCGGCGGGGCAACCACGAGGCUCGUGCCAGCCUGAAACUGACCCUGCCAAGCAUCUGUGACAGACUAUUGCUGCCCUCUCCUCCCCUGGAGCCACGCCCCACGUGUACCUGGACCUCACAGCCUGUGGACACACAGCCCAAUAUCACAGACACUGCAGCCCAUUUCUCAGCCAGCAGCUCCAUGGAUGGAAGAACCCCCAACUCUCCUAUUUUCUCAAGGCUCCUGGUACCUGAACCCCUCAAUUCCCCCGUCUGCCCCAGCACCACCUUGCAUUCAGAGGCCAGACCUGGAGCCCCAAGAAGCUCUCCCUCCCUGGAGCCCACCCCUGGUUCACUCGGAAUGAUCCCUACCAGCCCUGGACACUGCAGGGAGCCCCCCAGUCCCUCGGAGCUGAGCAGUGUGGGGAACGUAGUGCACAGGCUGCAGACGGCCUUCCGGGAAGCACUGACACUCUACCACCGGGUGGCCCCAAGGGACCAGGACUGCACCGCUGAGCAGCAGCAGGCAUGCACUGAGCUGAUGUCCACCUUCCGAUGGAUCCACAGCCAGUUAGAGACCUACGAUGGACUGAUGAAGACUAACAGGACCCUAGACCAGGUCCCAAUCAACAGGGGCUCCCCAUCCCUACCCCUGUUGUGCCCCCUGGCCAGCCCAGACUUACAUGCCCUCCUGGAACACUACUCGGAGCUGCUGGUUCAGGCAGUGUGCAGGAAGGCACGGAGGGACUGA
Messenger RNA from Suncus etruscus (white-toothed pygmy shrew), 4476 nucleotides. RefSeq names its product WD repeat domain 62 (gene WDR62). The coding region runs from base 1 to 4476 and encodes 1491 amino acids. Gene Ontology annotation, cellular component: mitotic spindle. Gene Ontology annotation, biological process: neurogenesis; mitotic spindle organization; regulation of mitotic cell cycle. Lineage: Eukaryota; Metazoa; Chordata; Mammalia; Eulipotyphla; Soricidae. The transcript has 30 exons. Gene Ontology annotation, molecular function: protein binding. The record is from RefSeq and is a predicted model, not a curated record.